UGCCUCCGGCCUCAUUGCUCCCAGCGAACAUCGCGCCAUCGCACCCUCUGGCAGACAUAUCCAUAUCGCUGCAGUCGCUUCCCACAUCCGACAGCGAGGCAUUGGCCGCCAAUUGAUAGCCCGGGACAUCAGCGAGAUCAGCGGUGCCUGCUCCUUGCUUCUACCCUUUGCAUACCCAGGUGUACAUCUCUCAACGGCAGCUCCGUCCAUAAUGUCGACCGUAACGGAGACUCUCCCAGCGGACAUCGCUCCCAUCGCCGGCCCAUUGCUCCUGGGUUACCUCUUCAACUGGGGUCUGUACGGUGUCCUAUCCGUGCAAGUCUACCUGUACCAUCUCGCGUUCCCAAAAGACAGCCGGGUAGUCAAGGCCCUUGUCUACAGUGUCUUCCUCAUCGAGACGACGCAGACAGUACUUGUGACACACGACGCCUUCAAUGCCUAUGCGAAAGGCUAUGGGAACAUAGUCGCGCUCGGCUCAGCACAGCUGGAAUGGUUGGCAGUGCCUAUCUUCAGCGGCAUCGUGAGCGCGACGGUACAGAUGUACUAUGCCUACCGUGUCAGCGUUCUUUCCGGCUCGAGGGUACUCGGCUUGGGCAUCUGCUUAAUUGCGCUGUUACAAGGUUCAUCUGCGGUCGCUCAGGGUGCUCAAGCCUUCAAAAUUGGAAACUUUGCUGACCUGGCGACCGAGGCAUUUGCCAGCUGCACGGUAUGGCUCGCGGGUAGCGCGGCAUGCGACGUGAUCAUCGCAGGAUGCAUGACGUUCCUCCUUCUGAAGAACGACACCAAGAUGCCCGCGACGCACGCCGUCGUGACGAAGCUGGUGCGGCUCAUCGUGGAGACAGGCAUGCUGACAGCCGUCGCAGCAACGAUCGACAUCAUCCUCUUCCUCGCGUUCCCGCACAACUCGUACCACGGCUGCGUCGCGCUCACGCUCGCGAAGCUCUACAGCAACUCGCUCCUCGUCCUCUUCAACAGCCGCAUCCGCAUCGUCGGCGGGCGCAACGCGACCUAUCCCAUCGGCAGCUCGUACAGCUCCGCCGCGACGAAGAGCCAGCCGGGCGCGCACAGCACGUUCCGCGCCGUGCAAUGGGGCUCGCACGGCGCGGCGACGACGACGGCAGGCUCGCUCGGCGGCGUGCACGUGCAGGAGGAGAGCUGGAUCGGGACCGACCCCGAGUCGAUACAGAUGGAGGAUCAGUCUACUAAGAAGCCUUCGAGCCUGGCGCCGGAGGUCUAGAAAACGUCUGCUCACGCUUCUUCUCGCCAUCCCUUCAUUGUCUGCAACUUGGGCCUGUGGAACGCCUGUAAUCGGGACGGAAUAAUCAUGGCUGCUGUGCUGUUGUCGUGUUGCUGUAAGCUAGUGUACUAUAUACUCCCAUGUGUAAUAUGCGGAUGUGACAACAUGAUGGUUGAGACCGCGGAUCACGG
Phanerochaete carnosa HHB-10118-sp is the source of this 1428-nucleotide messenger RNA. RefSeq lists its product as uncharacterized. Lineage: Eukaryota; Fungi; Basidiomycota; Agaricomycetes; Polyporales; Phanerochaetaceae. The coding region runs from base 212 to 1237 and encodes 341 amino acids. The record is from RefSeq and is a predicted model, not a curated record. The transcript has 11 exons.